Messenger RNA from Pistacia vera, 1434 nucleotides. RefSeq names its product homogentisate solanesyltransferase, chloroplastic. The coding region runs from base 39 to 1211 and encodes 390 amino acids. Gene Ontology annotation, molecular function: prenyltransferase activity. The transcript is spliced from 10 exons. Gene Ontology annotation, cellular component: membrane. The record is from RefSeq and is a predicted model, not a curated record. NCBI's taxonomy places the organism in Eukaryota, Viridiplantae, Streptophyta, Magnoliopsida, Sapindales, Anacardiaceae.
CUCUCUCCCUCCCUUCUCCUCCUCCCUCUGUCCACUUCAUGGAGCUCUCACUCUCACACUCAUCUUCUCUAACAAUUUCAGCGGUAACUGCUCCCUGCAACACUUAUUCAAUCCAAACUAAGAUACCCGUUAACCCCAAGUGCAAAUCCUUUGAGUUGCUGCUGAAAUGCUCCAAGAAAGGGCCUUCACUUGGGCUGUACAGUAGCAGAAUUGGCUCUAAACAUGCACCAAAACGAUCCCAGAGGCGUAACUCCAUCUGGGCCUCAUCUGAUAUUGGAGCAGCUGGAUCUGAUCCAGUGCUGAACAAAGUGUCAGCUUUCAAAGAUGCAUGCUGGAGAUUUCUUAGGCCCCAUACUAUACGUGGAACUGCUUUAGGAUCAGUUGCUUUGGUAGGGAGAGCAUUGAUUGAAAACUCAAACCUAAUUAAAUGGUCACUGCUGUUGAAGGCAUUCUCUGGUCUCGUGGCUCUAAUUUGUGGGAAUGGUUUUAUAGUUGGCAUCAAUCAGAUCUACGAUGUUGGCAUUGACAAAGUAAACAAACCUUACUUACCAAUAGCUGCUGGGGAUCUUUCAGUGCAAUCUGCAUGGUCAUUGGUGAUAUUUUUUGCUGUGACUGGUCUCUUGAUUGUUGGAUUAAACUUUGGCCCAUUCAUCACUUCCUUAUACUCUCUUGGCCUUUUUCUGGGAACCAUCUAUUCUGUUCCUCCACUUAGAAUGAAGAGAUUUCCUGUGGCUGCAUUUCUUAUAAUUGCAACGGUACGGGGCUUUCUUCUUAAUUUUGGUGUAUAUUACGCCACAAGAGCUGCCCUUGGACUCUCAUUUGAAUGGAAUGCACCUGUGGCUUUUAUUACAACAUUUGUGACAUUGUUCGCAUUGGUCAUUGCUGUUACAAAAGAUCUUCCAGAUGUAGAGGGAGAUCGCAAAUUUCAAAUAUCAACUUUAGCAACAAAGCUUGGAGUUAGAAACAUUGCAUUCCUUGGUUCUGGACUUCUGCUGGUAAAUUAUAUUGCUGCUAUAUUGGCAGCAAUUUACACUCCUCAGGCUUUCAGGCGUAACUUAAUGAUACCUGCACAUUUAAUCUUGGCAUCAUGCUUGAUUUUCCAGGCGUGGGUGUUAGAACGAGCAAAUUAUACCAAGGAAGCAAUCUCGGGGUUCUACCAGUUUAUAUGGAAUCUCUUCUAUGCUGAGUAUGCUAUAUUUCCUUUCAUCUAAAAUACUAGUCUGUACCUUUUUUGGUGUGCCCUUUCUAUUUUUCAUUUUUAGUUUCCCACAGAGAGAGAUAGUAGUUUGUUACAUAAAUUGCUGCAUAAUUUUGCAAUGUAGCUAACUUUGUUGUAUGUACAAUUUUGUAUAUCUUGCUAGGCAAAGAACUAAGAACUGUAUUUUGAUUCAUGCAAGUAAUGGAAUAAUAUGGAAAUUUUCUAUCCAGUGACUU